AUGACGAUGAAGAUGAUGAAGAAGAAGAUGACGAUGUUGAUGAAAAUGGUGAAGAUGAUGAUGAUGGUGGUUAUCAUGGUGAUGAAGAUGCUAAAGAUGAUGCGGAAGAUGAUAAUGAUGUUGCGCUCUGCAAUGUACAAUCAUUUCACAGGGAGACUGGUUUCUGCCUUAUUGACCUCUGACCCUUUCUCUCUCCGUCUGUCUCCAGUUCUGCUGUGUCUCCUGUGUGUCCUGUCUUCCCUGGUGGAUCUAACCACCGCCUGUCCUCCGACCUGCCUCUGCAACGCCACCGACGUAGACUGCAGCGGGCGUGGCCUGCUCUCCAUGCCCGCCCUCACCCAUCUCCCCGUCACCGCCCGCACCCUCCUGCUGCCCAACAACCACCUCUCCUCCCUGGGCCCAGGGUCCUUCGCUAACCUCACCUCCCUGGAGCGACUGGAUCUCUCCAACAACUACCUGGAUGAUCUACCCCCAGCGCUCUUCAAGGACCUGGGGAAUCUGUCAGAUCUGACCCUCCACAACAACAGUCUCAGGGCCUUGGAUAAGGAUCUCUUCCAGGGGCUGGUGGGGCUGAGGAAGCUAGAUGUCUCCCUCAACGGGCUGUCUGAUAUCCCCCUGGGUCUGCUGGAUGAGCUGCCGGGGCUGAUGUGGCUCUCCGUGGCUGGGAACAGGCUCCAUGCCCUGGACAGAGCAGCCUUCGAGCCCCUGGCUAACCUCCAGUAUCUUCAGCUAGGGGCUAACCCCUGGGAGUGUGACUGCAACCUGAGGGACUUCAAGCACUGGAUGGAGUGGCUGCUGUACAGAGGUGAGCGACUGAAUGGAUGGUUUUGG
Salvelinus fontinalis (brook trout) is the source of this 831-nucleotide messenger RNA. RefSeq names its product leucine-rich repeat and transmembrane domain-containing protein 2-like. Lineage: Eukaryota; Metazoa; Chordata; Actinopteri; Salmoniformes; Salmonidae. Gene Ontology annotation, cellular component: plasma membrane. The record is from RefSeq and is a predicted model, not a curated record. Gene Ontology annotation, molecular function: protein binding. The annotation marks the transcript as partial. The transcript is spliced from 2 exons.